GAUCGACUUACAGUCACUGUUUGUUUGUUUGAUGAACUAUUUUUGAAGGAAAAAAGAAAAAAGGGUCUGUCUAUAUAUAUUUGGGGUCUUCCUUUCUUUCUUCUUCGCGCGCUCUCGCAUUCUUGUUUUACUUUCCACAGUUACAAACUUUGAUUGCACACAGCAAUGCUGCAGUAGCCCAAUAACUUCUUCUUCCGUAGCUGAUUUAUUUUAGGGAGAAAAUAAAAUCAAAAAGAUAUAUAGUAUAGUUAAGUUAAAAUGGAGGAAACAUUUGUGCCAUUCCGUGGGAUUAAGAAUGACAUUCAAGGGAGGCUACUCUGCUACAAGCAAGAUUGGACUGGUGGUUUCAAGGCUGGUUUCAGGAUAUUGGCUCCUACCACCUAUAUUUUCUUUGCAUCGGCAAUUCCAGUGAUUUCAUUUGGUGAACAAUUGGAGAGAAAUACAGAUGGGGUUUUAACUGCUGUUCAGACAUUAGUAUCGACCGCAAUUUGUGGGAUAAUACACUCAAUAAUAGGAGGUCAGCCCUUACUAAUUCUUGGAGUUGCUGAGCCAACUGUUAUAAUGUACACCUUCAUGUUCACCUUUGCUAAACAAAGACCCGAUUUGGGCCGUGAAUUGUUUCUCGCUUGGACUGGAUGGGUGUGCGUUUGGACAGCAGCUUUGCUGUUCUUGUUGGCUAUAUUAGGGGCUUGCUCUAUUAUCAAUCGGUUUACCCGUGUCGCUGGUGAACUGUUUGGAAUGCUUAUUGCAAUGCUCUUCAUGCAGCAAGCUAUCAAAGGACUUGUGGAUGAGUUCCGCAUACCAAAAAGGGAAGAUACAACUCUAACGGAGUUUAUGCCUUCAUGGAGAUUUGCUAAUGGCAUGUUUGCUUUGGUUCUUUCAUUUGGUCUAUUGCUUACUGCUUUGAGAAGCCGAAAAGCAAGGUCAUGGCGCUAUGGUUCUGGUUGGGUUAGGAGCCUUGUAGCUGAUUACGGGGUGCCGUUAAUGGUGUUGGUCUGGACAGCUAUAUCCUACAUACCUACUAAAAGUGUGCCUGAAGGAAUUCCGAGACGUCUCUUCAGCCCAAAUCCAUGGUCACCUGGUGCCUAUGGCAACUGGACCGUGAUUAAGGAUAUGCUGAACGUGCCUAUUCUAUACAUACUCGGAGCGUUUAUUCCAGCAACUAUGAUUGCUGUGCUUUACUAUUUUGACCACAGCGUUGCGUCUCAGUUGGCUCAGCAGAAAGAAUUCAAUUUGAGAAAACCGCCUUCCUUUCAUUAUGAUUUACUUCUCCUUGGUUUUCUGACAUUAAUGUGUGGUCUUCUUGGAAUCCCACCAUCAAACGGUGUGAUACCACAGUCCCCAAUGCAUACUAAAAGUUUAGCCACUCUUAAACACCAGUUGCUCAGGAACCGGCUUGUAGCUACAGCACGAGAGAGUAUUCAAACGAACUCAAGCUUAGGACAAUUAUAUGGAAACAUGCAAGAAGCAUAUCAACAGAUGCAGACUCCUCUUGUCUACCAAGAGCCAUCAUCAGCCAGAGGUCUAAAGGAAUUGAAAGAAUCAACGGUUCAACUAGCGUCGAGCAUGGGAAGUUUCGAUGCUCCAGUGGAUGAAACGGUAUUCGAUGUGGACAAAGAGAUAGAUGAUUUACUUCCAGUUGAGGUGAAAGAACAACGUGUGAGCAACUUACUGCAGGCUGUUAUGGUUGGAGGAUGUGUAGCUGCAAUGCCUGCAUUGAGAAUGAUUCCAACUUCUGUUCUUUGGGGAUAUUUUGCCUUCAUGGCCAUUGAAAGCUUACCUGGCAACCAGUUCUGGGAAAGGAUAUUACUGCUCUUCACUGCACCUAGCAGGAGAUAUAAGGUUUUGGAGGACUACCAUGCGACCUUUGUGGAGACAGUGCCUUUCAAGACAAUUGCGAUGUUCACAGUAUUUCAGACAACGUAUUUGCUUCUCUGUUUCGGCAUUACAUGGGUUCCGAUUGCGGGGCUUUUGUUCCCUCUGCUCAUUAUGCUUUUGGUCCCCGUAAGACAGUACGUGCUGCCAAAAUUCUUCAAAGGGGUUCACCUUCAAGAUUUAGAUGCUGCAGAUUACGAAGAGGCACCCGCAGUACCAUUCAACAUUCCGGAAGGAGAGCUGGGAGGUGGCAGACUUUCAUUCGCUGCUGACGGAGGAGAGAUUUUGGACGGAAUUAUUACAAGAAGUCGGGGUGAAAUAAAACAUAUGUGCAGUCCAAAGGUAACGAGUUCAUCUUCAGCGACACCUGCAAAAGAUGGUAAAGUACUACAAAGCCCAAGGGUUGGUGAGCUACGAGGAGAGAGAACUCCUCGGUCUGGUGGAAGAGGACCUCACAGCCCGAUGACUGGAGAAGUGGGCCCAUCUCAUUUGGGGAUAAGUCCUCGUAAAUCUGCUUCAGACCAAUGAUAAUAAGCUGAUAAAUCGAUUUAAGAUAGUAGUAAUCAAUUCAAUCCUCCUUGGUAUGUGUUUUUUUUUCUUUUCUAGUUGUUUAUGUUUUGAAUGUGGUGUAUUAUCAAAGUCGGUGCGGGAGACAAUGCAAGCUGUAAAAUUAACCACCAACCUUAUUAUAUAUGUUGAUUCCGAGGGAUCCUCCAAUGAA
Molecule: messenger RNA, 2596 nt
Organism: Erythranthe guttata (spotted monkey flower)
Lineage: Eukaryota; Viridiplantae; Streptophyta; Magnoliopsida; Lamiales; Phrymaceae
Product: putative boron transporter 2
Biological process (GO): monoatomic anion transport; transmembrane transport; monoatomic ion homeostasis
Cellular component (GO): plasma membrane
Molecular function (GO): solute:inorganic anion antiporter activity
Source: RefSeq, a predicted model, not a curated record